Molecule: messenger RNA, 4359 nt
Organism: Acanthopagrus latus (yellowfin seabream)
Lineage: Eukaryota; Metazoa; Chordata; Actinopteri; Spariformes; Sparidae
Gene: fam53c
Product: family with sequence similarity 53 member C
Exons: 5
Coding region: 770-2080 (436 amino acids)
Biological process (GO): protein import into nucleus
Cellular component (GO): nucleus
Source: RefSeq, a predicted model, not a curated record
CCUCCUGCCUGGCACCGUAAAUGUUAUUUAUGAAUGCCUGCCGCUCACGGGCGUGUGCACGCAGAUUCUCUAUUAUUAUGUUUUUAAUAAUAUCGAGACACUGGACAUUGAUUGUAGCCGAUGUUUAAGUGUGCCCCGGACCCUGCAGUGCCCGCUGUGUGCGGUUAAAUCCAGACUUUAAUUCAUUGUGGUCGGUUUGGUGCUGACAGCGGCGGCGGCAGGCGGAGCGGUGCGUUCUGCUCUUUAAUAAUACUGGGUCAAUACACCGAGCACCGCUGCUGUCUGCCCGCCCGCUGCAUCCACCGGAGCAGCUUCAGCCCGUCACCUGGAGGUGCUGUCCGACAAGGUGUGUUGCCAGGGGCAACAGCUGACUGACAAUGUCCUUGUGAGAGUGGGCAGGGCUACCUGGCCCUAAGGUGGUAAGGAGGAGGAGGAGUCUACGCCCUCAGCCCUUCCUGCUUCUCCUCCUGCGACGGACCAAACGGACGGACGCACAAACAGGCGUGGCUCUCCCCUCCCUCUUCCUCCUCCUCCUCCUCCUCCUCGUCCCCUCUCCUCCCCAUUUUCUCCCCCUCCUCCUCUCCCUGUCUCCUCCCCGCCACCUUCCCCCAUCUCCCCCCUCGUCCCCUGCCACCAUGCUGUGGUCACGCUGCUGGUGGAGAGCCUGAGAAAGCAGACUCUGGAAGGUGACCCUGCUCAGCCAGGGGACUACUACCUGUCCCUGCUGGACCCGAAAACCCUCGCAGAGUGCUGGCCCCCAGAUGGCUUGAUGCCUGAGAGCAGCUACUGGCAGCUCUGCCCUCCCUCCAAGUCUGGCCUGCAGGGGGGGUUACUGAGCUCUAGUUUCCCCCCCGGCCCUGUGCCCCUGGUGCCCCCAGAUGCUCACCUACAGGAGGGGGGCGACCCCCUGGACGGGACCCCCUCUCAGCCACAACAGCAUCGGCCCCUGGCGCCCAGCACCUCAGCAUCCGAGCUGUCUCUCCCUGGAGCGCCAGUGGCUCCUCCUGGCCCCGGGCCCCCUCCCCCUCCUCCCCCGCCUCCUAAACGCCACUGCCGUUCACUGUCGGUGCCCGAGGACCUGUCGCGUUGCCGCUACACCUGGCGGCCCAGCGCCUCACGGGUCUGGACUCCUGUCAGCCGUCAGCAGUGCCAUGGGGGAGCUGGGGGAGGAGUCGCAGGUGGGGGGCCUGGGGCAGGAGGAGGAGGUAUAGGGGUAGGUGCGGCGGGGGGAGGAGCCUGUCCUCUCCGCGCUCCUAGUUCCUCCCUGAACUCAUCGCUGCACUCCUCAUCGAGCCCCACCUUCUUCAGCCUGGCACUGUCUCCAGACUCCCCGCUGCCCUGGAGCUUCCCCUGGGACCCCAGCGAGGCAGCAGCAGGAGGAGGAGCCUGCUGCUGCUUCUUCCCCUCCCCUUCCUCCUGCUCCUCCUCGCCCUCCCCCCUCCACCCACCUCCUCCGCCUCAGAGGCGUUUCUCCCUCUCCCCUGUACUCAUCAGAGACUCGGCGGCCUCCACAUUCCUGCCUCCGCCUCCUGUGCCGAGCCAAGCAAUGGCGCCUCCUCCAGGCUGCUCUGCCAUGGCUGGAGCAGCCCGAGGCGGCCCGGUGCCCGCUUCACCCUCCUCAGCCUGCAGCACACCAUCGUCUCUGAGACGCAGCCUGCCACCGCAGCUGCCCCGCUGCCACUCCCAGCCCUGUGACCUGCUGCUGCUCAAACCAGGUCUGAAGAGACGCCGUGACCCUGACAGACCCUGCGCCCGACCUGUCCUCGACUUCACCAAGAUGACUCAGACCCGCAGCAUUGACCCGCAGUGUCUGGAGCGUGGCGGCAGGCUGGUCUGCGGCGGUGACGUCUGCAUGGGCAUGGAGGCCUUCAUGGCCGACUUCCGCGGCUCCUGCUCGCCGGCCGAGUGCCUGGGCAGGACCAGCAUUGGCCCGCUGAGCGAGAGCGACGAGGAGUGCCGCGAGGACGACGACGAUGACGAUGACGGGGAGGAGGAAGCUGAGGAGCGCGAGGCAGCGCAGCAGGCGGUGUUUGAGAGGGAUUGUACAGAACUUGACUUGAACUUAAUAGAAGAAAACUGACACAUUUGUAAAUGGAAGGCUGUUCUCUGUUUCAGUUUUUUUAAUUUUGUUUUAUUUUGAAUUGAUCUGAACCCCGCCCUUCUUCCUGGACCACCACCGUCUCAACACUCCGCGCCUCCUUGCCACCAAUCAGCAAGGCUCUCAGGAACAACACCUUCUCUCAUUGAAUGAGCUGGGGUAAACAAAGCUGAUUGAUGACGACAGUGAUGAUCUGACUACCACUGGUAAAGACUCAGCGCUGUGGCUUCACUUGGAAUCCUCCUGGUUGCUUUUUAACAUUUCUUUCGUUGGAAAGCUGUUUGUUUUUAAAGGGAGGAUCUCUUAGAGAGUAACUCUGGUUGCCUGUGAUGAGAGGAAACCUCCACACUCUGGAUCCCAGCCAACAGUACGUCCUCCUGCAUCUGACUUUCAGUUACCUAAAAGGCAGGAUCUUUGCUUCAGGUAUCUGAAGCCCAGAUGCAGAGUUUUCCCUCUACUGUGACUGGAUUGAGACUGUGCAGGUGCCUCUUGGCAUCCAGGUGUCUUCCAACACACAGCUGCUGAGUCUCUUUAACACACUACAGUCUGAUGAGGCCGUCGCCACAAUGCAGCUCCGUCCUGAAACCCCAUCACCACGCCUGUCACACAGUCCAGCACCACAACACGAAUAUCAGGGGACACCAGAUCUCUUCACCAGAAGAGCACCUUUAAUGUCCAGUGGACAUUUAAAGGGUUAAUUCCCCUGAAUCACAAGAACUUCUUUUCCCUAUAUGAAGUAAAUAUACUUAAAACUCAUAUCAAAGGGCUUUCUAUGAGAGAGUAUUUCAAAAAUUAAAGACUUAAAUAUUAGUUCUUUAAUUAAAAAAGGAUCCUUGGAAAAUAUUCAUUUUUCAACAUAGUUUUUAUACAAAAGUAUAAAGAAAUAUUGGCCAUAACUGAUAAGUAUGUUGUCAAGACUGCAGAAUAGUAACCCUAACCCAACAAAAACUGCUAUUAGUUGAUGAAAUAAAAUUAAUUGCUAACUAUUGUGAUGGUCUAUUAAUGGCUUCAGUCAUUUUUUAAGCAAAAAUGUCAAAUUGGUUCCAGCUUCUUAAAAGUGAGGAUUUGCAGCUUUUCUUUGUUAUCUUGUUGUUGUCUUCACAUUUUGGACAAAAAAAAAAUCACUUUGGCUAAACGAUUAAUAGAUUAAUUGGCAAAUAAUUAAAUGUAUCGUUAGUCGCAGCCCUACUGCUGAAUAUAAUCAUAUCUCACUGUAGACUUAAAAAAAAAUGCUGUUUUUGUCAUUAAUUUGUUAGAAUGACAUGCAUGAAGACUUUUAGAACUUGAAUGGCACUAAGGAACGCAUACCUCUGCUAAGGCCAAAUGUCCCAAUUUUUUUCCAUCAAGAAUCAUGUAGUCCAUGAGGGCAUUUUUCUACAUUUUAGGUCAUUUAUAUCACAAAAUGUAAAAGGGGGAAAAAAAAGAAAGGUUCACGACCUGGUCCGUAAUAACACCAAAAGUUAAUGAGGUCUGUUCUUGGCUGAGACCCAAAAGUGAGCCUAAGAUGAGUCCCUUCAGAUAUAAUGAUUACAAUGAUAUGUGUCAAGACCUUAUCUGGGAAUUCUACUUGUUGCCCUCUCCAUGUCCUCUCUUUUGGUUGGUUGGUUUGGGUUGUUUUGUUUUAUUUAUUGACACAAUGAAAUAUCAAGAAUUUGACCGGCUUCAACCUUUAAAAACAAUUGAGUACAACAGCUUGUGUUUCAUAGUAAUCAUUAAGACUGAUUUGUUUGCCCGUUUCCGUAAGUGAAAGUGAUCACAUAGAGAUGUAUAUUUGGAUCUGGCCAAAACAUUUUAGUUUUUCAUGUUAAUUUCAAGGCAUUGCAAUGAAAUUUAUCAUGAUAGUGGCCCAGAUUUAUUUAUAACAAUACGUACUUCUGAGUCUGGUGUUGCAUUUAAAAAACACACUGAUCACACACACACAUGCACGCGUCACAGUCAUGUGACCUCAGCGUGGCGAUGCAAUUCAGGUUCGCUGUUGUUUUGAGGUGUCGUCCCAUCAGGCUUCACUGAGGGCAGGUAGCCACUGAUGCUGUUGUUCACCUGAGUGUUCACACAUUCCUGUCACACGCCUGUCACUGAAAAACACUGCACACACUCCUCUCAUUCACUCACCCAGUCGCUCCGUGUGUGUGUGUGUGUGUGUGUGUGUGAGAGAGAGAAUCCCUGAACACCACCGAUGGUCUUGUGAUUUAUGUCCAGAUUGGCUCCAGAUUAGGGUUGCAAUGGUAUGAAUUUUUGACAGUACCAUAAUCAUCUAAAAA